CUCGCCAGCCGGGACGGCGCAUUCCUCUCUCGUGUCCCGCCGAUGUUGCAGCCGCCGCCAGUCGCUAGUUUCCCGCGCACGCCCUUCUUCGCACCUGUCUCUUUCCUGCCCGACCUUCGCCCUCGCGAAACCAUCGCGACGGUACGCGGCCACUUUCCACCGUGGUCUCUCUCGGCCGACCAGUCGCCGUUAUCGAAGGAGACUCGCGGCCGUCGUGACCUGCCCUCUGCGAACGGUCGUUCCUGACCGUCCCUUUCACUCCCCCCCCCCUCUCUCUCUCUCUUCUUCUUUCUUUUAGUCUACCUGCUUCCACUCCGGGCUAAUUCAACCGACGACGACCUUCCUCCGCUUCGGACCGCUUCAGUUCCGUCUCCUACCGCCGGCCUUUCUCUUCCUCUUUAUCUCUCUUCCUCUUUCUCUCUCUCUCUCUCUCUCUCUUUAUCUAUCUCGGCGCGCUUUCCCCGGGUCUUAUCCGAGCGGCGGCCCUGAACGAUAAGAGCGACAGUGUCAGGGUCAGUGUGCGAGUGGGGCGGUCGCGAGAAACGCGACGGCGUCAGACGGGCGAAGAGAGAGAGAGAGAGAGAGAGAGCCGGGGAGUUCGGUGCAGUGUGGGUGAGAAGAGGGUGGCACUCGUCUGUUGUCCGUCGUCCCAUUGCCAUCUGUUCCCGCCGAACGUGGUCUCGUCAUCGCUUGUUGUUCCCGGGCGAUCAUGUCCCUCAUUGCCGACUGCUUCCGCCGUCUGACGGAAUCGCCGUACAAGAACGAGCUGAGGGGUUACAAAGUGACAGAUGUGAGUCGGGCGCGAAAGUUCGGCAUCGCCUGUCGAAGUCUUCAGGACCUGAAGCGAAAGGGCUGCGCGAAAUUGAACAUAACUAACGAGCCGACGGAAGUGAACGUCUUUCUCGUGGAUGGCUCCCUGGUCGACGACGAAUACUUUCGUACGCUGGAACCGCAGACUACUCUGAUUCUGCAAAAGCCAGGGGAGAAGGUGUUAUCCGACGCGGACAUCCUGUACGAUGCGCUGAGACGCGUGAACAUCGAUUUCCUCGUAACCGGCGACAGAGUGGCGCAAUUCCUGACGGAGAAUCUCAAGGCGAAAGUCGCCGUGUUGAACAGCGUGUUGAACAAGGACGAUUCUAAGACGGCACUCAGCAAAAGGGACGAGCACCCGGAGUGGUUCGCAGACCUGGAGACCAAUUAUACGACUAAGGAAGCUUACAUGCAUCGUAGAUGUCAGGACAGGAUACGCGGUUACCUCUACAAGACCAUCGAGCAGAUCAAGUGCUCGGACGUGUACGUGAACGAUCGCAAGGCGAGGCAACAGCUAUUACGGGCGAUCGCGUUCUUCAAGGUCCAGCUGAAGGAGGAUCAUUAUUUCGGUUACUAUUUCGACCGGAGCAGAGUGAAGGCUGAGGCUGAGAGCGACGAGACCGACGAUUCCAGUCUAUGCUACGAGCAUUGUCCCUGCAGACUCGGCCGCUUCAGCGACGAGAGUUACCUCCAAUCGCCGGCUACGAACGAAACCGUCGACUCAGCCAAGAUCGAAGAUGAAACGGACGCGAGGAAGCUCGACAAGUCGACGAAGACGGAAGCGAACGACGAAGAGCCGGGGAGCUGCUCUUAUCACGUGAAGCCGCGGGACAGGCAGGAGCAAAUCGCCAUCUGCGACGACAAGGGUGAAUUUCAAUGCGAGGGCCGGUGGAACGUGGAUCGCUGCGCCUACGGUGACAGGCACAGGAUUAAUCCGUACAGAUCCAAGGAGGAACUGGUCCUGUUCUCCACGUGGAAUUUGGAUCACAAAGUCGAAAGGUCAAGAACGCUCGUGCCGAAGUUACUGCAAAUCUCGCUGCAGGACACGAUCAACGAGAAGGACAUCUACGACUGUUACGACAAUCUGUUCACCGUGAAGAAUUUGAAACUGGUCCAUAUCGUGUGCCACGAUAAAGGCUCGCACAAAUAAGCGGCGGAUUCCGCGCGAGAAGGUAACAGACGAACGGAAGCGAGAAAGAUGCCGAAGAAUAAUCACAAAUGUGGGGUAUUCAGAUACGUAAACACGUAGAGCGACUCCUCAUACAUGGAUUUUUGUGAGCAAGUACGUUUAAACGCUGUUGAUAGACCAUAGAUCUAGCGAUUGUUAAUGUUACACCCGGGUGUACUUCCGUUGCGGCAUACGAAACAUUAAGCAAUAACGUUAGCGACGAAACUUUCGUCGAAGCUUCAAACACACGACUUCGCUUCGCCUCGUGAUAGGUAGAACAAUCAGUUUCACGAGCGAACGACUCCGACACGUCGGUAGAGAAGAGAAAAAACUAGACAUUCGCAUUCAGUUCGUUAUUUUAUGCGACGCGAGAGGAGGAUCAGCACGUGGCAUUCAGGCGAAAAAGUUGCGUACAUACAUGACUGGAAAAGGAAUAAAAAUAUACGGAAGCUCUCGCGUAGAUGUCGCAUCGAAUAAUCGCUUACGAUAGCUCGACUUGCAAAAAUCUUUCCUUUGAGAAUUCAACAAGUUUCGGACUUUUCGACAAGAAAGGAAAAACUUCACGUUGAGUUACCCUCCAGGUCUAAAGGAGCCAUUCGCGUAAAACAAUUACGAAUACAGGGUUGCAUAAGUCGCACGCAAUGGAAGAACCCUAAUUUAUCCUGGCGGUCGAAACCCGUCGGAAAGAAAACCUGUUGUUUUCAGAUACAUCGUUAAGCAUUGAGUAUGCUCGGUGAUAGGUAAAAUCGAACUAACCUGAUCUGAUCUGAUACUAUCGGAGAGCCCCUCCUCACGAAGAAAGGAAGAACGUGGGGUAGAAUAUCUUUCAGACAUAUUUUUAUUCCGACUGUGCUCUCGAUAUACAUAUAAGAGAAAAAACAAAGUUCUGAUAUAUACACAUAUACAUAUAUACAACAAACAUAUAACAAAUAUAUAUAUACAUAUGUCUACCAAAGAGAAAAAAUUUAGAGCGAGAUAUGUAUUCAAGGUGUGCCAAAAUAACCGCAUGCAAAGUGCACUCGGGAAUUUUUGGUACCUAACCAAGUCUCGUUUACCAAAAUUUUGUCCGAGCGAUAAUUUGUAUAAAUGAGAGGCUAUUUAAAGUUAUCGAAUUAGCGUAUUGGAUUGUGCGCGAAUCAGGAGCAGAAUCAUGAAAUAUUAUUUGAAUCGUAUAAGCUGAUUUUUUCUUUUAUUUAUUUAUUAUUUCAUUAAAGAUUUUAUUACUCGACUACGUUUAAUAUUUGAAUUUACUGCUACUUUGAAUAGAACUUAUUUGUAUAAUUUGCACAAAUGAUAUUCUAUCGGCCUUUUCCAAAGCCACAAAUAUUUCCAAAACGUUAGGACGAUACUUAGUAUAAAGAAUUAUUUGUGUGUCAUUUAAGUUUGUCAUUUAAUUUACUAUUUGUAGUCGUGUUUCUAGUUACAUCGGAUCGAAGAAAUUCUUUCGUAUCAAAUAAAUACUAUCUGAAUUUAGCGCUAUUUUGAAUGAAACUUAUGUGAUACAAGAGAAUUUCUUACCGAUGUUACUGAAAAAACGACUACAAAUAAUGAAAUAAUAUGCUUGAACAACAAACAAAUAAGUUUUGUACGAAAUGUUCCAAUGUUUUAAAAAUAUUUGUGGUCUUGAAAAAGGUUAAUGGAAUAUUAUUUAUAUAAAUUAUUUAUAUGCAAAUAAAUAAGGUUAAACGGGGUAAUGGCGGUCACCUGAGCGAAAACUUGAAUAAAACUGGCAAGAAAUGUCGGAUUCAGGAUCUGUUCAAUGCAAUACAUACCGACAGGUAUUUACUAUAAUAUAGACUGAUGUAAACAAUUUCAUAAAAAUAUGUACCAAAGAAACAAAAGCGGAAAAUGAGAUUUGACCGGAUUUACCCCGACGUCAGGAUAAUGCCGGUCAGCGAUGUUUACAAUGUAUAAAACCAGAGAAGACGCACACUUUAUUGAAAAUCAAACAUAUGUAUUAAAGAAGAGAUUUGAGAGUUUUACAUGUGAUAUCUUGAAAGAAUAGUCAAUUGUUUAUUGAUUUGAACAACUUGAUGCGCUAAUUCGGCGACUUUAAAUAGUUCUCAUUUAAAAAUCAUAAUUCAAAUGAAAUUUUGGUAAACAAAAUAUUGCUUCGUUUAGUACCAACAAUCUCCCGUUGUAUUCUACGUGUGGUUAUUCUAAGACACCCUGUAUAUACGAUAUUAUUCCUAUAUAAAUACAGGACGUUUCAAGUUUUCCGCACUUUCAUCUUCUUAUAUCAAACAUUUUAUUAAGUUCAAAAUAUAAUUAAUACAAUUUUACUCGGAUCGCCGCACCGUAAAUCUAAAAGGAAAUGCGGAAGUCCUGCAACAUUCUGUACAUACGUUAUAUAUUGGAUGAUGUUUUAGGAAUUUUCGCCAUAUACGAAAUGGUAUUCCCCCGACGCGAGAGAUGAUUUAACUAAAAUGGUGGCACGAAAGUACCCGAUUAAUAUCACUAAUUUCAUUUCUUUUUUCUAAAUUACUGUCAGUGUUUAUUCGUACUCAAUUUAAUGACACUUAUUCUUAACUGUAUCUGCGCGGCACACCGUUUUUACAGUCACAUAUACACGUACGCGGAUCAAGCGUUCGCUCAUCAAUGUGAGUAACACAGAGACUGGUGUUUUAAGAAUUUUGCGUGACCCGAUAUAAAGUAAUUUUAUACUUUAUACGAUACGUAUCACACGUGCAAGACUUUUCUCUCUAUCAUGAGCGAGAGAUUAUCGUGAAAUAAUUUCCCCCGCCGAAUAAAUAUGUUCGUAUCGGUUAAGUAUUAGAUAUAAUUUCGCGUUUAUCGUUUAAAAAAGGGUACUCACUCCUGACCCGCAAGACUGCUUUUCGCAAUCAAUCGCACACAGCUGUACCCGUUAAUUUGACCUCGUUGUUAAUCGUUAAUGAGAUUGACGAUAAAGCGUGCCAUCCUCGAGAGAAUUCAUAGUAGGUAAAUUACGUGACUAUAUUUUUAGAAGUGCGAGACGAGUCGCGUUAUGGAUAUGUUCGAUAAACUUCCACAAGUUGUGCCGAAGCAACGUGUACAUAUAUUUUUUUAUCGACUUUUAUUGAUAGAGCACUAUAGCCAAUUUAAUAAGUGGCUUGUUACUUUCAAUAAGAUUUCAAUCAAUUGGACGCGCCAAUGUGGUGGCUCAGCGAGGCUUUUCAUUCGUUAACACGCGCGCGACGUGUAUGUCAACGAAAGUCGGUGUUAUCCGCGAAACUGCGAAGUUAUAUCAGAGAGUCACCGGCCGCGGUGUGUGUGUGUGCCGCGUGCGUGCGUGCGUGCGUGUCGAGGAACUAUAUUUGAUAACGAGACGAGGCUCUAUGUAUAAAACUGAUUUUCCUUUGAGGCGGGAACAUCCAACGGAAAACGGAUCGUUGACUUUUUACAUAUACCUAUAUAUACAAUGGACUGAUACAAUUGUAAUGAUUUUUCUUCUCACCUCGAAUUGUUAACAUUCAAUGUUAAUUCGGAGCGGAAAGUACGCGGAAGUUAGAUAGGAGAAGAGAAAGAGAAGCAACGCCCUUUUUCAAUAGCGCUAGGCGUCUCGAUCCUUGCUCCACUUCACAUUCCCUCUUGGAUAUCAGAAAGACUCGUGUUUCCUCUCUACCGAGACGCGCCGAAGACGACGAAGGUAUUUCAACACGCGAAACUAAAUAUACGCAUCGCAACACCGAAUACGUGCGUCGCUAUGCGUGACGUCGUCGUACAUUGUUGAUGCGGGAGGACUAGCGCGUCACGUCCGUGUCUAAUUUUCUAAUCUCUUCGUUGAGAGAACGACGAGAAAGCUGGCCUCGGCCUUUCACUCUGCGCGAGUAUGUGUGUGUACGUGUGUGUGCGUGUGCGUGUGAUAAAGAGAGAAAAGUAUUUUUCGAGAGAAACAGGAUAUCUCCGCGUCCAUCCCCCGUCGUCAUACGUCGCAGUACACAUUUACGUGGCGUGCACAUUUAAGAGGGAAACUACACAGAAGUGCGAUACCUCUACGUAGGUUACGUGUGUAAGUAUAGUAUUUUUCAAUGUACAAGAAAUGUGUAUAGCUCCACUUUAGAAAAAUAUAUUUUAGGUACGAGACA
Dinoponera quadriceps is the source of this 6045-nucleotide messenger RNA. RefSeq names its product DNA fragmentation factor subunit beta (gene Drep4). NCBI's taxonomy places the organism in Eukaryota, Metazoa, Arthropoda, Insecta, Hymenoptera, Formicidae. The record is from RefSeq and is a predicted model, not a curated record. Gene Ontology annotation, molecular function: DNA endonuclease activity. The transcript is spliced from 6 exons. Bases 710 to 1960 code for a protein of 416 amino acids. Gene Ontology annotation, biological process: apoptotic DNA fragmentation; apoptotic process. Gene Ontology annotation, cellular component: nucleus; cytoplasm.